AUGUUCUCACCAAAGACCUUGUUCUUCCGUUCAUUCGGCUCCAUUCAAGUAAGUUCAUUCUUUUUUGAUAUUCUCCAUGUUUAGAAGCGCUUGAACAGCACUUUAGUUAUUGCGGAACACGAUGAUCAAGCUCUCGGUGCGAUCACCUUGAACACAAUCACUGCUGCUCAAAAGAUUGGCCAUGAAAUCAGUGUGUUGGUGGCUGGGGCCAACUCCAAGAAGGUGGCGGAACAAGCGGCCAAGAUUCCCAAUGUAAAACGAGUGUUGGUGGCGGAGGAUGCGAAGCUGAAGGAUCUGUUACCGGAAAGAGUAUCUGAAGUUGUUCUUGAUGCCCAGAAGAAGCACAAUUUUACUCACAUUUUGGCCGGAGGAUCGUCGUUCGGCCGCGGGAUUGUGCCAAGAGUUGCGGCCAAGCUUGAUGUGAGCCCGAUCUCGGAUAUUAGUGAUGUACAUUCCGUCGACACCUUCUCCAGAGCUAUGUAUGCUGGUAAUGCUGUUGCAAAGGUGAGGAGCCUGGUUUUUUGUUAAAUUUUAGCUGAUUUUUAUUAAAUUUUAGUUGUUUUGGUCAUGAUGAAGAUACUUUUUGAUCAAAGAAUCAUUCUAACUUUUGUUUUCUAAAAAUACUUUCUCUAAAGCAUUUUAUCGAUAUUAACCAUGAUUUCCAGGUCAAAUCCAACGCCAAAUUCAAGCUAAUCACGGUGAGAGGAACCGCCUUCGAAGCCAGUGCCAAUGAUGGUGGAUCAGCGUCAACUGAAGCUGCUGAAGUCGGUAACAUCAACACUGAUAUAAGCGAGUUUGUGAGCCAAGAACUGUCCAAAUCCGAUCGCCCCGACCUUCAAACUGCCAAGAUUGUCAUCUCGGGAGGUCGAGGUCUGAAGUCGGGUGAAAACUUCAAUAUCCUCUACGAGCUGGCCGACAAACUUGGAGCUGCUGUCGGAGCUUCGAGAGCGGCCGUUGAUGCUGGCUACGUACCUAAUGAUAUGCAGGUUGGACAGACUGGAAAGAUCGUUGCUCCUGUAGGUUUUUUGGGGGAUUUGAGGGUUGGUUUAUAUUGUUUUAGAUUACAAAAGGCAUGGUUUAUUAAGAUCAAAGGGUUUUUUUUAGGUAAAAGUCUGAUGUUUCAUAUUGUUUUAGGUUAGAAAAGACAUAGUUUAUAUUGUUUUACACCUAAAAGAUGCAGUUCAUAACUAAAGUACCAAAAAUUUCAGGAGCUCUACAUUGCCGUCGGUAUUUCCGGCGCCAUCCAACAUUUGGCCGGCAUGAAAGACUCGAAAGUGAUUGUGGCCAUCAACAAGGACAAGGAGGCCCCCAUCUUCCAGGUCGCCGACUUUGGCCUCGAGGCUGAUCUGUUCAAGGCCGUACCCGAAAUGACGGCCGAGCUCGGCAAAUAA
This is a messenger RNA of Bursaphelenchus okinawaensis, 1391 nucleotides long. The record is from the annotation of a GenBank genome assembly. NCBI's taxonomy places the organism in Eukaryota, Metazoa, Nematoda, Chromadorea, Rhabditida, Aphelenchoididae.